Messenger RNA from Moneuplotes crassus, 1474 nucleotides. Lineage: Eukaryota; Ciliophora; Spirotrichea; Euplotida; Euplotidae. The record is from the annotation of a GenBank genome assembly.
UUUAUGUUGAAAUUAAUAAUAAAAUGUUAGGUUUAAAUAGAACAUUCCAGAGCAAAAUACGGUCAAAUUUGGUGAAAAGAAGAUUCUCCACCAAACCAUAUGUGACCAAGAAUGCAGCAAGGUUCGUUAAGGAUGGCAAAAGAGUCCAAGCUGGGCUCUGGCUCAUUGGAACCAGCUUUUGCACGUUUGGGUUCAUUGUUAGAGGCGGCUACAUGAGGAAUAUAAGGUUUGGAACCAAUACAAUCCAGUGGAAAGGCGAAGGACCUACUCCUAAGAGUGAUCAAGAAUGGGAAGAGAAGUUCGAAGAGUUUAAAAUUUAUCCAGAAUAUACAGCUAGAGGGAGACCUAUGACUCUUGAGGAAUUCAAACAAACUUGGUUUGUAAAUAAAUCAGCUAUGAUUCUUGCACCAGGAGCCUUCCUUUUGCAUGUUCUUCCUAUGGGUUAUUUCUUAUUCAGAGGAUACUUUAAAAGACCAAUGAUACAGUUCUGUGCCAUUUAUACAGGAUUUGUAGCAACUACUGGACUACAAGGGUAUUACAUGGACAAUCACAGACCAGGAACUAUUGAAGGAGAGCCUAUUCCAGCAAAAGAUAGACAUCAAAGAGCUAUCCAUUAUGCAUUAAUAGGUACUUAUUUUGGAUAUGGACUAUGGAUGGCUUUAAAUCUCUUCAGAAAAUCACCAGAUCAGACAAAGUCACUAGAAAGAUUCUUCGCCUUAGGUUCCUUAAGAAGACAUCUAGCCAUUACAACCCAUUUCUUCUUUACACUAGUCUUAUUAACAGGUUACUUGACUGCAGGAACAGGAAGUGGAAGGAGUAUCACUACUUAUCCCAAAGUUGGAAACAAAUGGCUCCCUGCUGUUGAUGAUCUUGAUGAAGAUACUUAUUUUCUUGAAAAUCUUUUGAACAAUAACAAACUUAUUCAAUUCAACCACAGGACUUUAGGCAUGUUGAUGACAGGAGCUACAGGUAUUCAGUGGAUUUUCUUAAUGAAAUCAAAGCUUGGAUUAAUGGGUAAACUUGGCUUCACAACUCUCUUUAUCCUUCUGCUCGGUCAAUUACACAUUGGGGGAUCUAUGGUGACUAAAGGGAUGCAGCCAGAAUAUACAAUGAUACAUGCUGCAAACGGAUACCUAAUUUUUGCCACUCUUCUCUAUCUAAUGCAUCUCUGUAGGAAGCCUAAUCCUACUGUUUUGAGAAAAGUAGCAGCUGAACUUAAGAAAUCAAACCCCAAGAAGUAUAAAACUAUUGCAAAAAGAUAUCCAAAGCAGAUGGCUCAAAUCCUUAAUUAACUUCAAUUUUAGUAUUAAUAAUUAGUACUCUUCGAAGUCUUGACUGACCUUGGUCGAAGCACUAUAUUUACCAAGAAGAUUUAGGCUCAAUUAAAAUAGAAAGAUUUAGGUGUAUGAAAGAUCUUAACCCCGUGGAAAUUACCUCUCCAUAUCGAAGGGUGUUUAAAUUAUAACAAUGUGCU